AGGAGGAAGAGAAGGAGAGGGAGAGGGAGAGGGAAAAGGAAACGAACACCUUUGAUGACGAUGACGACUUCAAAGACGUUAAUCUCACAGCCGAGCAAAUCGAGGAGUUGCUGGCCGACGAGCCUAAAGCGGAAGAGGAGAAGGCGCCAGCCGAGGAGGAGCCCGCGGCUGACAGCGCCUUCAGCUUCUGGGGGACCGCCAAGAAGUCGACAUCCAAGAAGUCCAAGCUCAGCUCGUGGCUUCCGGACGCUACGGAAGCCCCUCCUCCCAAGGCAGCAGCCCCGGAGAGUGCACCUGCUGAGUCAUCUCCGCUUUGGGAAGCUGUUGCUGCCCGCGCAUUUGGUGAGGUCGCCACCUCGGCGUGGCAAGACAUCCCAGCGGCCACCGAAUCGGCCAAGUCGAUGAAAUCCAAGAAGGCUGUCGGCGGCAAGAUCGCAGAUCGCCUACGUGCCUUCCAGGUGGUUGACGACGAAGACCAGGACGACGCGCCAAUCGAGCAGCCGCUGCCUCCGCCUCCGCCUCCGCCGCCUCCCGCAGCGCCCAUCCCCGUCGCGGCGCGAAAGGAGGAGAAGAAGAGCAGUUCAAAGAAGAGCAAGAGCAAGAACAAGGAAGCUGUUGUUGACGUCGACGCCUUCGCACCUCUUCCGCCUCCUCCACCGCCCGUUGCGCCCUUCAAUGGCCCUGGCAGCUUUCCGGUCAGCGACGAGGAGCGUCAGUACCACCACCAUAGCGACAGGGGUGGCGACGAUGACAUUGUCGAGGUCAUCGAUCUGACACCCGCAAAGAAGAGCAGCAAGAAGUCUAAGAAAGCGCGGGCGUCUCCCGAGAUCGUCGAUGUUCCACCGCCUCCCCCGGCUGUCCCUGUCCCCCCGCCCGCGGUCCCGGACGCGCCACCGAUGAUGUCUCCAGCCGGUUUCCGUUCAUCCAGGAGAGAGCGUCCCAAGGUCAACCGCGAGGGCGCAGCAUCCUGGGGCACGUGGACAGCGACGCCAACCAAAGAACCAAAGGAGUGGAAGGAGCCAAGGGAGUUGAAACAACCAAGGGAGUCGAAUGAACCAAAGGAGUUGAAGAAGUCCGCGUCUAGGUCCAAGCCAGAAAGGGAGGCCAGCGCCCGGAAGAAACCUGCCUCGACGGAGGAUCCCGAGAGAGUUGAAAAGCCGUCUUCAAGAGGUUCGGGCUCAGACAAGGCGGAGAGGCCGAGGCCAAAGGACACGGCCGCCCGCCUCCAAAGCGUCUUCGCGAGCACGCCGCCUCUUUCCCGCUCCAUGUCUACGCGCGAGAAGCGCCAUGGUGGUAGUGGGAAGUCAAGCUCACGCAGGCACUCCGCCGACAUGGACGGCGGCCUUAUGAGCCCUCCGCCCGAGGACAUGGCAGCCAAGGCAGCCAAGGUUCUCGGCGUCGGCGCUGCUUUUGGUCUCGCGACAUCUUUCAACAGACGCAGCAGAAACGCCUCCGUGGACGACGAGGAUAUUGUAAUGGUUGGCGCUGACGAUGGCAUCCCGAGCCGCGACAAAAUGGAGCGACCACGAAGAUCAAGGCAAUACUCACGAGAUGACGAUAUCGUCAUGGUCGACGUGGCCGAUGCAACCCCAUCGCGUAACCCCCUGAAACGCUCCGGCUCAGCUGCGAAAAAGACAGGGCUCUCCUCUUUGUUCGGCGGCGUCUUCAACGCUUCCAAAGCAGACCCGCGUUUGGAACAACGCCCAGAGCGGCCAGAGCCGCGCCAUCGCGCCACUUAUCCCACAUCGCCAGAUCAUGAGGCGGGGAGGCGAGGUGAGGAGGCGGAUGCCGAGCGAGAAGCGCGCCGCGCCGCCCGCCGUGCGCGCCGUGCCGAGAAAGAGGCUGCAGAGCGAGCUACGGCAGAGUCGGCUGCCGAGGAGGCCCGCCGCGCCAAGGAUGAGGCUCGUCGCGAGCGGCGUCGGAGACAGGAGGAGGAAGACGAAGCACGUCGUCAGGAAGAAAAGGAGGCCCGUCGCGCCGAGAGACGGGCUCAGCGCGCCCGUGAACAGUCCGAGCGUCACAGUGGUGAUGCGAAGGAAGCCGAGCGAGCCGAGCGGAGGAGACGGCAUGCCGAGGUGGAUGCGGCCGAGGUCGAAGCAGAAGCCCGACGCGCGGCCAGGCAUCACGAACGCCGCCGCGGCCAUCAGUCCGGAGACUCCGGUCGCGAAGACGAAGAGGAGCGUCGCCGCCGCCGAGAAGCCCGACGCGCCAUGAAGGAAGGGCGGGAACGAGAGGAAAGGGCCUCCCGGCGUAGGCCCGAGGCGGUCGACGACUACGUCUAUGGGCGGGCAUCACGCGAGAACACGGGUGGCUCCUGGCCGCACUCGGGAACGUCGUCAUGGGUGAAGGAACACGCAGACGCGCCCCCACCGCCCGCGGAUCAUGGCGCGCACAUGGCCGAACCCCCGCCAAUCGAGACGGGUCCGGCUGCCGACGACGACGACGAAGAGGCACGUCGCGAGGCCCGGCGCGCAGCCAGGCGGCAGGCCAAGUAUGCAGAAGCAGCCGGUAUGACGCCGGAAGAAUAUGACGAGGAGCGACGCCGGAGAAGGCGCCGCGAGGAGAGGGAGCGCAUGAGGGAGCGGGACAAGUACCGCGACAAGGAGAGGGAUAGAGACAGGGAACGGCGGGCCGCCGGUUCCGAUGGGAGCGAUGGUCGGCGUGUCGACAGCCGGCGCAAUUCGGCCAUGUUUAUGGACACUACUACCCCGCGGAGCUCAUGGUGGAAGCGGCUGACGGGAGGUGGAUGAUUGAUGACGGUGAUGGAUUCGACGAUGUGAUGAGUUGACGAUUGCGAUGACAAUGACGUUGGACAACUGUGUUAGGGGGUACGAAGGAGUUGGAUGUCGAGGUUUCCUAUCUCGUCGUUGAUUUUGUUCGCAUAUAUGUAGAUGCAUGGAGCGUUUGUCUGUCUAUGAUAUUCCGAUAUUAUAUACUAUCAUAUCUCGCACGCAAUGCCGCCCAGUCAGCCGGCAUAAUCUCUGCUCAGUCAGGCAUUGCUGACCUGCCCAUUCACGUCAUCGACGGAGGCCCGCGAUAUAGCACA
Messenger RNA from Chaetomium strumarium, 3046 nucleotides. RefSeq lists its product as uncharacterized. Bases 402 to 2750 code for a protein of 782 amino acids. The record is from RefSeq and is a predicted model, not a curated record. NCBI's taxonomy places the organism in Eukaryota, Fungi, Ascomycota, Sordariomycetes, Sordariales, Chaetomiaceae. The transcript is spliced from 3 exons.